This is a messenger RNA of Ogataea angusta, 1200 nucleotides long. RefSeq lists its product as uncharacterized. The transcript has a single exon. Gene Ontology annotation, molecular function: zinc ion transmembrane transporter activity. Gene Ontology annotation, cellular component: membrane. The record is from RefSeq and is a predicted model, not a curated record. NCBI's taxonomy places the organism in Eukaryota, Fungi, Ascomycota, Pichiomycetes, Pichiales, Pichiaceae. Gene Ontology annotation, biological process: zinc ion transmembrane transport; intracellular zinc ion homeostasis. Bases 1 to 1200 code for a protein of 399 amino acids.
AUGCUUUGUUCAAGACUAGUUUCUGUGUUUACGCUGCUGGCCCUUGGAGCGGCAUUUUCCUUUUCCAAGCCGGCACUCCGUUCCAGGCCGCUGUUCCAUGAGGACGGCGUGCUGGAUUUGGACACCCUGAACGAGGAAUUGGACCAAUGCAAAGUGGUCCAGGAGCUGAACCAGCACUUUGACCAAGAGGAAGAGGGUCUUAACUACGCAGAGUACGUUUUCUCCAAACUGUUUCCAUUCGGCCCCGCAGGAAACGCUCUGCUGGCCACGACGUACAUCUCGGGGCCUCCAAACUUCAUUCUCGCCCUGAUCCCAGCCAACAUCGACGUCUCGUCCUUAUCGCUUCUGGUCAGCUUUGCCGUCGGAGGACUGCUGGGAGACGUUUUUCUGCACCUUUUGCCACAGACGUUUCUGGGCGAGCCAUUGGAACACAAGGCAUCCUUUGUUCUAGUCGACGGAAAACGCAAUUGUGUGCUUGGGUUCUGCAUUUUUGUCGGCUUUCUGUUUUUCUUUGUCAUCGACAAAAGCUUGCGGGUUCUCGAGCACACCGGGGACGGGUCGUCCCACUCACACUCGCACACCCACGCAGAGCCGGUGGAGAAACCAAAGUCGAAAAAAAAGAAGGGAAAAAAGAAUACGGAAACCAAAGCAGAGCCUGUGGUGGCGAACCCGAGCGCCAGUGUCAAGACGUCUGCGUACCUGAACCUGAUCUCGGACUUCACGCACAACAUCACCGACGGCCUUGCGAUCGCGGCCUCGUUCUACAUCUCCAAGACUGUGGGCUGCACUACCACCUUGGCUGUGUUUUUCCACGAAAUCCCACAUGAAGUGGGGGACUUUGCGCUUCUGAUCCAGGGCGGAUUCACCAAAUGGCAGGCCAUGAGCUCGCAGUUUGUGACCGCCAUCGGCGCUUAUCUGGGCACGCUGAUCGGCAUUGGCAUCCAGACGAUGUCGGGCGACGCCAACAAGCUGGCAGCCCUCAAAUCUUCGGGUCUCUUUGGUACCACCGUCCAGAUUGAAGACCUCACUCUGCCGUUCACAGCAGGCGGCUUCCUGUACAUCGGCUUCAGCGUCGUGCCAGAGCUGCUGGAGCUGGGCCAGGGCACUACAAGACUACAGGAAUUGCGCAAGUUUGUGAGCCAAAUCUUCUUCAUCUUUGUGGGCAUCGGCUUCAUGUUUCUGAUUGCGUGGAACGAAUAG